AUGGGAAGGCAGCACACUCUGCAAAGGCAGCACUCCGUGGAAGGCAGCACUCCGUGGAAGGCAGCACUCCGUGGAAGGCAGCACUCCGUGGAAGGCAGCACUCCGUGGAAGGCAGCACUCCGUGGAAGGCAGCACUCCGUGGAAGGCAGCACUCCGUGGAAGGCAGCACUCCGUGGAAGGCAGCACUCCGUGGAAGGCAGCACUCCGUGUAAGGCAGCACUCCGUGCGAAGGCAGCACUCCUUGCGAAGGCAGCACUCCGUGCGAAGGCAGCACUCCGUGCGAAGGGAGCACUCCCUGCGAAGGCAGCACUCCCUCCGAAGGCAGCACUCCCUGCGAAGGCAGUACUCCCUGCGAAGGCAGCACUCCCUGCGAAGGCAGCACUCCCUGCGAAGGCAGCAAUCCUUGCAAAGGCAGCACACGUUGCAUAUAUAGCACUCCUUGCGAAGGCAGCACUUCUAGAGAAGGCAGCACUCCUUGCGAAGGCAGCACUUCUAGAGAAGGCAGCACUCCUUGCGGAGUCAGCACUCCCUGCGCAGACAGCACAACUUGCGAAGGCAGCACUCCUAGCGAAGGCAGCACCCCUAGCGAAGGUAGCACUCCUAGCGAAGGUAGCACUACUUGCGAAGGCAGCACUCCUUGCGAAGGCAGCACUCCUUGCGAAGGCAGCACUCCUUGCGAAGGCAGCACUCCUUGCGAAGGCAGCACUCCUUGCGAAGGCAGCACUCCUUGCGAAGGCAGCACUCCUUGCGAAGGCAGCACUCCUUGCGAAGGCAGCACUCCUUGCGAAGGCAGCACUCCUUGCGAAGGCAGCACUCCUUGCGAAGGCAGCACUCCUUGCGAAGGCAGCACUCCUUGCGAAGGCUGCACUCCUUGCGAAGGCAGCACUCCUUGCGAAGGCAGCACUCCUUGCGAAGGCAGCACUCCUUGCGAAGGCAGCAAUCUAUGCGAAGGCAGCACUCGGUGCGAAGGCAGCACUCCUUACGAAAGCACCACUCCUUGCGAAGGCAGCACUCUGUGCGAAGGCAGCACUCUGUGCAAAGGCAGCACUACUUGCGAAGGCAGCACUCCAACGGAAGGCAGCACUCCUUGUGAAGGCACCAGUCCUUGCGAAUGCAGCACUCUGCGCAAAGGCAGCAUUCCUAGCGAAGGCAGCACUCCUUGCGAAGGUAGCACUCCUAGCAAAGGCUGCACUCUGUGCGAAGGCUGCACUCCGUGCGAAGGCAGCACUCCAUGCAAAGGCACCACUCCAUGCAAAGGCAGCACUCCAUGCAAAGGCAGCACUCCAUGCAAAGGCAGCACUCCAUGCAAAGGCAGCACUCCUACCGAAGGCAGCACUCCUAGCGAAGGCAGCACUCCUAGCGAAGGCAAUUCUUCUAGCGAAGGCAGCACUUUUAGCGAAGGCAGCACUUCUUGCAAAGGCAACACUCCUUGCGAAGGCAGCACUCCUUGUGAAGGCAACACUCCUUGCGAAGGCAUCACUCCCUGCGAAGGCAGCACUCCUUGCGAAGGCAACACUCCUUGCGAAGGCAACACUCCUUGUGAAGGCAGCACUCCUUGCGAAGGCAGGCACUCCUAGCAAAGGCAGCACUCCUAGCGAAGGCAGCACUCCUAGUGAAGGCAGCACUCCUAGCGAAGGCAGCACUCCUUGCGACGGCAGCACUCCUAGCAAAGGCAGCACUCCUUGCGAAGGCAGCAAUCCUUGCGAAGGCAGAACUCUGUGA
This is a messenger RNA of Schistocerca cancellata (South American locust), 1722 nucleotides long. RefSeq lists its product as uncharacterized. Bases 1 to 1722 code for a protein of 573 amino acids. NCBI's taxonomy places the organism in Eukaryota, Metazoa, Arthropoda, Insecta, Orthoptera, Acrididae. The transcript has a single exon. The record is from RefSeq and is a predicted model, not a curated record.